UAGCACACGGCUCCAUCCGCUCCUCGCCAUGGGAGAUGCCUGUGCCAUGGCCCCCGGAGCCACCCCAGGGCUGGGUCCAGGCCAGCAGGGCGCUGUGACCGCAGGUUUGGUGACCCCGCUCCGGUCCAUCAGCUCCAUUCACGCUCUCCCGGUUGUGUUCCUGCGGUUUGGAGUUCAUUCCAGAGGCUCUGCCGGGUUCAUGCAGGAACAAGGCAAGUUUUCCAUGUCGGAGCAGGCCCUUGGCUGGCUGUGCCGGCCGGGAGCCAGCCUGGGAAUCUUCCCAUCUCCCUGGGUCCCUGCCAGGGCCACCAGGACCCCACAGCAGGCAGGGGGCAGCCAGAGGUGAUCUGGCUUUGGCAAUGGGAGCACCUCAAGCCGUGAAUCCCCAUCCAGCACCGCGGCUGCACCAGCACCACGCCGGACGUCACCGUGUCCCAUCACGCUGUGUGACGCAGCCUGGCAUGGAGGAUGCCCCAUGGUUUUAAUCCCAUGUGAGCUCGUCCUCGCCCAGCACUGACUCAGCAGGAGCAGCCGCGGUGCGGAGCAGCUCCUGGGGGAGAAGGGGAGGACGUGGCUGGGACCGGAACCACAGGGACAUCGGGAUAGCCUGGACGAGCACAAGGAGCAGCACUGUGGUGCCGAGCCGGCUCCCACAUCGCAGGGCCCAUCCAGCUGCCGACACCUGAGCCCAUCGCUGCGGUUGUGGGGCACUCACCCGGUGCCAGUGCUGAGGAUGCCCGUCGAGGCGCUGCAGGCCGGCGACGCCAUGAAGGGGGUACCGGUACCGGUACCGGCUCCCUUCACCUCAACCAUGCCCAUCCGCAUCCUUCGCAAGGGCCCUGCUUAUUUCCGCCGUGGCACCGAGCCGGGUGCCGGGAAGCCGAGCGCGGUGGAGAGGCUGGAGGCCGACAAGGCCAAGUACGUGAAGAGCCAGCGGGUCGCCAGCACCAGGCAGGAGCCGGUGAAGCCACCACUGCUCAAGCAGCCCCUGUUCACAGCGGGGGUGCGCCGGGCAAUGCUCACCCCCAGCCGCAGGGCACCGCCGGGACCGCGUCGUGCUGAGCCUACGGGCACCAAGACCUGCCUUGACCUGGAGAUCCUCAACAACCUCAUCAACCUGUGCGACAGCCCCUUCCCCAUGGCGGAGAACCCGCUGGGCAGGGACUGCAAGUGGAGGGCGGAGGUGCCGGCGCCGCGGUGCAGUGGGGCGGAUGGCGCUGCCAAACCACCGGAGAGUCCCAUUGCUGCCAACCCCCCUGGCAGUGUGGCCGUGAGGAGGGUGGAUGUGCGUCCCUGCAGGGCUCCACGGGGGCCGGUGACACCGGUGACACCAAUGAUACCAGUGACACCAGUGACACCAAUGAUACCAGUGACACCAGUGACAUCGAUGACACCAGUGACACCAGUGACACCAGUGACACCGGUACCCGCAUCCCCCAUCCCCGGUGCAGCCCCGGCGCAGGUCUCACCCGCCCGCCCCGAGGGCGCGCGCCGGCAGCCGGUGCUGCACCGCUCCAAGUCGGACCUGAGCGACCGGCUCUCUCGUGCCACCGCAGACCUGGAGCGGUUCUUCAACUACUGCGGCCUGGACCCCGAGGAGCUGCAGGACACGGGCGCCGAGCGCUUCGCCCGCGCCAGCUCCGACAUCGUCUCGCUCAAGUUCCACAGCGUGAGCACGGCCAGCUCGGAUGGUGGCCGCUCGCCAACCAGCGCGGCCACACCGGAGGGACGCCCGCCGGAGCGUGUGCCGUAUGGCAUCUCCAUCAUUGAGCGCAAUGCCCGUGUCAUCAAGUGGCUGUAUGGGCUGCGCCAGGCCAGGGAGCACCAGCAGGUCUCCAAUGUGUAGC
Messenger RNA from Melopsittacus undulatus (budgerigar), 1847 nucleotides. RefSeq names its product family with sequence similarity 110 member A (gene FAM110A). The coding region runs from base 734 to 1846 and encodes 370 amino acids. The record is from RefSeq and is a predicted model, not a curated record. The transcript is spliced from 2 exons. NCBI's taxonomy places the organism in Eukaryota, Metazoa, Chordata, Aves, Psittaciformes, Psittaculidae.